This is a messenger RNA of Ustilago hordei, 1707 nucleotides long. RefSeq lists its product as uncharacterized. Bases 1 to 1707 code for a protein of 568 amino acids. The transcript has a single exon. The record is from RefSeq and is a predicted model, not a curated record. NCBI's taxonomy places the organism in Eukaryota, Fungi, Basidiomycota, Ustilaginomycetes, Ustilaginales, Ustilaginaceae.
AUGCAAUCCGGUGGCGGCUUCAUCAUCGAUGAUCUCUCGACCGUGUUCGAUGAGCCCUCAAGAUCUCAGCUACAGCAAACCACCAAUGCAACCACCUCGAACGCUGAUUCGGUUGCGACGCCAAAACAACUGACGAGCAAACAAGAAGGCAAGCUACGAACCUUCCUCGAUGGCGUACUCCAAGACAUCACUCGAGGCUACAGGAAAAGAUUCCAUCCCUCGUCGUCGCUGCAUACACUUUCGAGCUACUUGGCGGAAUGGAUGAGGUUGCUUGGUGUGCUGGCUCAUGUGCCGCCGUAUGGAAGUGCGAGUACGAAUUUGUUGAUUAGCUAUCUCUUGAGGUGUUCCACGGAUUUGUGCGAUGGAGUUACUGGGUAUCGUUUGGCGAUGGAGAUCCAGGCUGAGCGGAGCUUGAGGAAGAAAAAGGAGGCUCAACAGGCGGCUGGCCAGGAUAGCACGCGCAAUGGAGGAGGCGCAGCGGACAAUGAAGCUACCCAGUCGGAUGGCGAAGAAGACCAAGACCAAGAAGAGGAAAGACAACAUCAAAUAGCAUCUCGCACAAAACAGCUCAACCUCGCUCUUCAGACUAUCGAUCUGCUCGAUCGUAUAUGGGCGGCUGUGUUGAGAGGUAACCUUAUCAACCUACCUGUUGCGCUUAGUAAUGCAAGAAGAGCGUUCCCAGACACACCCGAAGCUGCUACCGACGCCCGAUCGAGCGAUGGCCAACAGUCUCAUCUGCCUUACCACCCACGCAUAGUACAUUCAACAAGCAGUCUCGUUCCGUCUCCAGCCAUCGACGGCCGCUUUCACUGGGGUUCCAAUACAACACAUAACACUCCAAGGGAGAGUCUACCAAUCCACGGCGGACGAGGAAACAGAACAGUCGGCGUCACAGAUCAAGUCCGAUUACGCAACAUUGCCAUCUCCUCCCGCGAGAAGCUCUUCUCCUGGAUGCGGACCGAAUUGGAUGCUCCACCGCCGCCGAUCAUGGACGAGCUCGAUCCGGAACGAGAGCCGAACGACAACACCGUGCAGGGCGUAUUCGGUAUCAAGUCUCACCCUGGUACUGCGGGUGAGGCGCGGGAGGAUGGUGGAGAGGAAGCUGAUUUUGAAGACGUCGAGAUUGGCGGCGAAGCAGAAGAGGUCAAAGAAGAGGGGUAUGAUGCGGAACAAGACACGGAAGAGCACAGGCAUUAUCAAGAUUUGUUCGAGAGCAAACUUGAUCCUGAUGAGGACGACGAGGAUGAUCAAGAGGCGCCAGCUGCGACUGGAGGCGACUCUGAUCAGACACUAGGAGCGUCCGUGUUGGGUACUGUGGAAGCGGUCACUUCGAACGAGGCGCAUGAUAAGAGGAAGCGAGAAGACUCUCCCGAUGGAGAGAUGGAGCCAGCAGAUCCAGAGGAGCAGCCUCGAGCUGAUGGACUUCCGAGCAAGCGUCCAAGAGCGACAGCAGCAGAGGCUGAUACAGACGCAGACGCCUCCGAAGCAGGUGCAAGGAUGAGCCGCUCCGAAAUGGGAUCUAUCAAUUUCAGCCUCUCUGAUGCUAUUGGACAGUGGGAUAUCGCGUUUACCCGGCUGUUCUCGAGGACAUUACGGACGCUCAGUGAUCUCUCAGGAGGAUCGAAGCGGGCGGGCAAGAGAGACUUUGCUACGAGCUUAGCAGGUAUCUCGGGUGCAGAUGAACAAGAGCCUGCUGAUGAGCGAUAG